Molecule: messenger RNA, 747 nt
Organism: Cicer arietinum (chickpea)
Lineage: Eukaryota; Viridiplantae; Streptophyta; Magnoliopsida; Fabales; Fabaceae
Source: RefSeq, a predicted model, not a curated record
AUGAGAAUUGAUCUUCCUGAACAAACCCCAACUUCAAGAACCCACAAAAACUCAUCAUCUACCUCACAAACAACUUCAAAGAAAAAGAAGACUUCUUGUUCUCCAUACCCAAAUCCACAAUCUAAACCUAUCAAGGAUCCUUCUCCUCAAGUUACUGCUUCUUCACCAUCUCUUCCUACUGCUCGCACUCCCACUCCCUCGUUUGAGUCAGCUGAUUCCACUCUUCCUCAAUCUCCAAAAUUUAGUAAAAAUCCUUCAACGCAUACUGCCGCUCCUUCAGUUGAGGAUGCAUUUGAAGACAAUCCUCUACCACGUAUAGAGGAUGGUGAAGACCUAUUCUUUGAUCGGAACAUAUCUUAUGACCACCCUUCUUUAAAGAGCCUUCUUGAGAAUGUGCCUGCUGAAAUAUCCUCAUUUCCAACUCAAGUAAGUUUGAACUCUUCUCCUCUUUCUCCAAAAAGUGCACCAUUUAGUUCUGGCCCAAAUUUAGAAGAACAUUCCCAACCUCUUCCAGAGGUUCCUGUGCAUUUUAGCUCUUUUGAUUCCCUCUUGGCUACACAAUUUGAUAAUUCUUCAAAAGAUAAGGCUGGGAGCUUGCACAACAAAAGUGCGAGUGGUGAAUCAAAGCCCAACAAGAAAUCAGUAGGAAAUCUGAACAACAAGCAAUUGAAGCUACUAACGACCAUUAGGAAAGAUCAGAAGAAAUUGCAAGCUAACUUCUCUCACAUCCAAAACACAAUUGCUUAG